UACGCGAUCUUUGGCCCCUAAGCAAAACGUUCCGGCGCGGGGAAUCAUGUGUGAAUUGUAAACACAUUGUAAACACCGCAGAAAAUUAAAAACCUGUUCUUAUCCGCAAAUAUGGUUAAAGUGACAGCAACAUUAGGAAUCAAUUCACCAAUUUUUAGAAAAUUAUAUGGCCAUGGAAGUAAAUGUCAGCCAGUACGACAUAAAAGUAUUUCAUCCUCUGGACAGCCACCACUCAAUGUUCCUCUACCAGGGCUUCCGACUCCUGUCUACAUAAGUGCAGAGCAAGCUGAUCACACACUGAAGAUGACAGUAUUAAAAAAUGGAAUGCGUGUUGCAACUAUCCCAUAUUUUGGAAACUAUUGUACUAUAGGAGUUAUCAUUGAUGCUGGAGCAAAACAUGCUGGUAACUAUGUUGGAGGAAUUACCCACAUGCUUGAAAAACUAGCAUUCAAUAGGACACUUGCUUAUGACAGCAAAGACAGUAUUUUAUUGGACUUGGAGAGGUACGGAGGAAUAUGUGACUGUCAGGCUGACAGGGACUUUAUCCUGUAUGCUGUUUCUGCAGAAAGCCAAUCUGUAGAUCCUGUUACUCGAAUAUUGGCUGAAACAGUAGUUCGUGCGAAGAUCACAGAAACGGAGUUGAGAAAUGCUAUCAGUGCAGUGAGGUUCGAUGUAGAUACGUUAAUGUCAAAACCUGAGCAGGACCAAAACAUGACUGAAUUGAUACAUGCUGCUGCUUUUAAGGAUAAGACAUAUGGAUUACCAGCAAUAAUGCCUCUGGAAAACAUAAAAAGUGUAACGAAGGAACUGAUCUAUACAUAUAUGAAAAACUACUACACACCAUCUAGAAUGGUAUUGUGUGGUGUUGGUGUCGAUCACCAAACUACUGUAAAAGCAGCUGAAAAAUACUUCCAGGAUAUGCCACCAAUCUGGGAAGUAGAAAGGAAUCUUACAUUGGAAGGGAGCAAAUACGCUGCACAGGAGAUUACCCCAGAAUAUAUUGGUGGUCUAGCUUGGGACUGCUGUGAAAUACCAACAUAUGCUAAUGCGGAUCUUCCUCAGUUAGCACAUGUGGUCAUUGCUCUCAAUGCAUUCCCAUAUGCAGAUCCAGAUUUCAUUUCACUGUGUGUUUUAAAUUUGAUGAUGGGUGGAGGCAACUCGUUCAGUGCUGGUGGCCCUGGAAAGGGAAUGUAUUCUCGGCUGUACAUAAAUGCUCUUAAUAGGCAUCACUGGAUGUUUUCGUGUUCUGCAUUUAAUCACUCAUACACCUCUUGCGGCUUGUUUGGAAUCCAUGCCAGUUCACCACCAGAUUAUUUAUCAAGACUGAUUUCAAUUAUUGUUAAAGAGCUUUGUGCAGUGGCUGUUGAUGAUAUUAGACACCCUUUAAAGCGGGCAAAGGCCCAGUUGAGGUCACUGUAUUUAAUGAAUCUAGAAUCAAGACCAAUGGUAUUUGAAGAUGUGGCAAGACAAGUCAUUGCCCUAGGUUCGUGGAAGGACCGUGCUUAUUUCAUCAGAGAAAUGGAUAAAGUGACAGCACAUGACGUACAACGUGUAGCAAGGCGCCUACUUGCUUCACAGCCAUCAGUCGCAGCUCGUGGUGAAAUUGCAGGAAUGCCUUCGUAUGAUGCAAUUUGUCAAAAAUUUAGAAGCUCUUUGAACUGAAGCAAUUUAUUUUGAACAUGAACAACAAACAUAAAUUAUUUCGCCUAAAAUGGAGCCAAAUUUUUGUAAACUGCGUUACUGUAUUGCAUUGUUUUAAUAUAUUGAAUGUAAGUUACCAGAAGGGUUAAUGUGUGUGUGUGUGUGUGUGAGUGUUUUCCAGCACACCUGUAAGUCACACCUUAUGGUGAAACUACAGGGCUGACUUCCAUCAAAAAUAAAAACUCGAGCUAUUUAUUCACAGUCAUGAUUUAUGUACAGUUACGAUAAAUAACAUCAAGUGAUAUUAUAAGGCACCAAGUUUAUAUUUAUAAUUAGUCACUUUAUUGUAUUUGUGUAAUUAUGUUGGAGAGCACAGUGUUUACUGUAAAAAAAGUAAAAUCAAAGAUACAAUAUCAA
Molecule: messenger RNA, 2058 nt
Organism: Schistocerca gregaria
Lineage: Eukaryota; Metazoa; Arthropoda; Insecta; Orthoptera; Acrididae
Product: mitochondrial-processing peptidase subunit alpha
Exons: 11
Coding region: 112-1662 (516 amino acids)
Cellular component (GO): mitochondrion
Molecular function (GO): metal ion binding
Source: RefSeq, a predicted model, not a curated record